Messenger RNA from Cariama cristata (Red-legged seriema), 1036 nucleotides. It is a transcript of the gene APOBEC2, whose product is annotated as apolipoprotein B mRNA editing enzyme, catalytic polypeptide-like 2. Lineage: Eukaryota; Metazoa; Chordata; Aves; Cariamiformes; Cariamidae. Gene Ontology annotation, biological process: cytidine to uridine editing. The transcript has 3 exons. The record is from RefSeq and is a predicted model, not a curated record. Bases 227 to 895 code for a protein of 222 amino acids. Gene Ontology annotation, cellular component: nucleus; cytoplasm. Gene Ontology annotation, molecular function: cytidine deaminase activity; RNA binding.
GCAAGAGAAGGAGGCGACAUCUGAGAGCCCUGGGUCAUCCUACCCCAUCCAGCCUCUAUCCUUGCUGCUUUGUUCCAUAUUUAGCUCCCGACAACUGUGCCUAGUGCAGGAACUCCCAGCUCUGCUUUUCCCUCCUCCCUCUGCUGUCCCUUCUCCCUUAGAGCUCUCAGAAAUCGCUUUUUCUUUUUCCCAGUGGCCAUAACUUCAUACCCCUACGCUCAAUAAGAUGGCAGAAAAGCAGGAAGAGCCCAGCAACACCCAGAACGGUGAACCUGACAACGCGGAAGAGGGCGAGGGAAAAAAGAAGAAGAAGUUGAAGCGGGAAGACCUGCCACCAUUUGAAAUUGUGACAGGGGAGCGCCUCCCAGCCAUAUUUUUCAAAUUCCAGUUCAGGAACGUGGAAUACAGCUCAGGCAGGAACAAAACCUUCCUGUGUUAUGUUGUCGAGACCCAAGGCAAAGAGUCAGUGACUUCCUGGGGUUACCUGGAAGACGAGCAUGCAGCUGCCCAUGCAGAGAUGGCUUUCUUCAACACAAUUUUACCGAAGUGCGAAUCAAGCCUCCGCUACAACGUCACCUGGUAUGUCUCCUCCAGUCCCUGCGUGACCUGUGCCGAUCGGAUAACCGAGACCCUAAAGAAGAACAAGAACCUGCGUCUGACAAUCAUGGUAGGGCGCCUCUUCAUGUGGGAAGAUCCAGAAAUGCAGGCUGCCCUGAAAAAAAUGAAGUCAGCUGGCUGCAAGCUGAGGAUUAUGAAGCCUCAAGACUUUGAGUAUGUCUGGCAGAACUUUGUGGAACAGGAGGAAGGAGAGGAAGCAAAGGCUUUCGUGCCAUGGGAGGACAUUCAAGAGAACUUCCAGUAUUAUGAGGAAAAGUUGGCUGAGAUUUUGCACUGAAACUCACGACCAAUUCAGAAAAGAUCUAUAAAGAGAUGCAACAGACUUGUACAUCCGGGACACUCCCACUUUCCAAAGCUUUGAUUCCAGCAGGAUGGGGCACGAACUUCUGGAAGACUAGGCCUUGAUGGACUACAAAUA